Messenger RNA from Symbiodinium sp. CCMP2456, 1110 nucleotides. NCBI's taxonomy places the organism in Eukaryota, Dinophyceae, Suessiales, Symbiodiniaceae. The record is from the annotation of a GenBank genome assembly.
AUGCGUGGCCAGUGCACCGAAUGGCAGUCGCAAGACUUGCCAUUGACCCCUGAGAAGUCAAGCUUGGUACCGGUACCACCUGCAUCAUGGAUGCCUGAGGAAGAUGCAGUCAGUUUGGAGCUGAGACACUCGAGUGAAGAGGAUUCGAAUGGGUCGGCAAGUCCAGAACCGCUGAUGGAAGGGCCAGGUGCUGCCGCUGUCCUGCGAGCCAAUGGAGUGUAUUUUCCUGUCGAAAAGAAGGAAGCUACAAGCAAGGACGAACAGGAAGGAGAUGCCCUAGGCAAACCAGAUGAUCAUGAUGAUACAAGGAAUACACAUGCUCAGGACAAGGAGCACGAUGAUCAGGAGAAGGAGGAGGAUGAUUCGAGAACCCAACAUUACUCUCCAAAGCAUGUGGAGCAAGAGGAGGAGCAAGGAGAUGACCAAGAGGAGGAGGAAGGAGAUGAGCAAGAGGAGGAAGAAGGAUAUGACCCAGAGGAGGAGGAGGAAAGCGAUGAUGGUCAUGAUGCGAAGAUUCCACUUGUGCUCCAUAGGGAGCAGAGAGUCCUCAGAAGGCCAGCGGGACAGGCCAAAAACAAAAAACAGCCCAAGGCUGCUGCUAAGGCAAAAGCUAAGGCAAAGAGUCAGGCGAAGGCAAAGGCAAAGGGAAAGGCAAAGGCAAAGGCCGGCGCAAAAGCAACAGAACCAGAGACGGCAGCUCCCGAGAAUGCUGCCGAUGCACCCCCGAAGAAGAAAGGAGGCUGGCCGAAGGGUAAAGCCAAGGCAAAGGCCAAGCAAGUCUGUGGGCCCCCGAAGAGGAAGGAUCCCCCAGCUGAUGAUAAGAAGGAUGAGGCAGAGAAGGAUAGCGAUGAUGCCCCCGCAAAACGCCCCAAGAAAGGAGUUUGCCUUGUCACCCCCGAGCAGAAGAAGCACCUGAAGUCGCUUAUCUGUCAUGGAGCCAUGUACCGUGUCGAAGUGUAUUGGACCUGCCAGCAGCCCAAAUGCGGAGUGCGAUGCAAAGAGUCAGGGAAAUCGCUGUUUUGCUACACUUUCGAAUCGUUCACGGUUCUGAUCGAGCUAUGCAACGAGCUGGUCACUUGCUUUAAGAUUGACAUGUUGUUAUCUUUGUAG